UGAAAAAUAAAAACAAAGUGAAAAACGUGUACAAUGAGGCCUUUAACUGAAGAUGAAACCAAAAUUUUCUUUGAGAAAUUGUCGAAAUAUAUAGGAGAUAAUAUCAAACUAUUAUUAGACAGACCUGAUGGUAAUUUCUGUUUCCGACUUCAAAAAGACAGAAUAUUCUAUGUCAGAGAGGACAUCAUGAAGAAAGCUACGUGUGUGGAUCCGAAACAUUUAUUAAGUAUUGGUACGUGUUUUGGAAAGUUUACUAAAACCAAGAGAAUAAGGCUCCAUAUUACAGCUUUAGAUUAUUUAGCCCCAUAUGCCAAAUUUAAAGUAUGGUUAAAGCCAAAUGCAGAACAACAGUUUUUAUAUGGUCAUCAUGUCAUGAAGGCAGGGUUGGGCAGAAUUACUGAAAAUACCUCACAAUAUCAAGGAGUUGUGGUUUAUAACAUGAAUGACCUCCCUUUAGGUUUUGGAGUGGCAGCCAAGUCAACAGAAUUAUGCCGUCAGUGUGAUCCUAUGUCUAUAGUAGUAUUUCACCAGGCUGAUAUAGGGGAGUAUAUUCGCAGUGAGGAGAUGCUCAUUUGAUUUGUUAUUUUCAAAUUGUAAAUAUUGUACAUAAUAAAAAACAAAAUACUUAAAUAAUCAUAA
Molecule: messenger RNA, 639 nt
Organism: Lottia gigantea (owl limpet)
Lineage: Eukaryota; Metazoa; Mollusca; Gastropoda; Lottiidae
Exons: 5
Coding region: 34-576 (180 amino acids)
Biological process (GO): ribosome assembly; ribosomal large subunit biogenesis
Cellular component (GO): preribosome, large subunit precursor; nucleolus; nucleus
Molecular function (GO): RNA binding
Source: RefSeq, a predicted model, not a curated record